CUGUCAGAAAUGUUAAAGUUUUUCAACUCGAUUUUCAAAUAAUAAAUAAUGUAGCAAAGUCACACUGACAGUAUAAAUAAAUAUACUUUUUAUCAACGUUAAUUAUAAAAUUAAAUUUAUAACUCGAUGUUUAGUAAAUUUGAAAAUAAUAUAUAUUAACAUUUAUGUCAAGUAAAACGAGUGUGCACGUAAAAGAGAAGAGCUCGCCGGCUCACUCAGUCUACUGGAAGAUUCCAUUGUGAGAGGGUUUAAAAAAUUAUUUCUGUGCAAAAUAGUGGAUUUAUUAUUUUAGACAACAAGUACUGCAAGUACAUGACAUAUCACGAAAUCGAUUCCUGCACUCAAGCGAGAAGUGAAGUAGAGAAGAACAAAGAAACAUUGAAUUAAGAAGAAAUAUUAGGGGAUAUGUUUGGGAUAAUAAACUCUCUUCAAGGUUCAAAAUGAAAGAUUACGAGAUCAUAAUUUGGCCAAAGCUCACAUCAUCGUCCGGGAGUGGCUUGACAUGUUGGCAAGCCCAGAUCAUUGGGAGAACAGCAAGGAGGGAAGACAACACAAGUGUAAUCCAAUUAAGUGCAAAAAUCAAGGCAACAGAAAUGAUCCAAGUGUGAAUUCCACAAAAUGUGCAGACCAUCAGAGUUAUUAUAAUUACCAUCGUAAAAAUCGAAGACGUUUUUUAAAAAGCUACAAAACCGAAAAUUUUUUUCUCGAAAGCCCAACUCCACAUGAUCCACAUCCUUCAUUCCAAGAAGAUAUUAUCAAAGAUUCUGUUGACAAUCUCAUUUCCAAGACUGCUAAUGAUAGUUGUUUACAGUUUUCAUCUUUAGAUGAAAAUAAAUUUGAUAGCCAGGAUUUAAAUUCCCAGAAUAUUGAGCUUAAAUUUAACGUGACUAAUAAAAGUGACGAAAUGAUAUUCGCAUGUUCAUCCAUUGAGGCGUUAGAUGACGCUGAAGAAACAAACAGUCGGUCUGUUAAAAUAAAAGGCGCGAAACAAAAACAACUUGGAACAGACGAUCAGGAUUCGGAUACUAAAAAAUAUGGAAAAAGUCCAAAAUUUGAUGACAAACUAGAUAACGCAAGUUUCUUUAACACAACUCGCGAAAAUAACUUAUCACUAAAUAUACCGAAAGUCACUCAGUUGGAGAACGCGGCUUGUAAACACUGGCAAAUUCAAGACAGUUAUACAGAAAACAACACAAACAAGAAGAAUAAUAAUGAUGGAAUAGUAUUUAAUACUUUAGAAGGUUUUAUUCCCAAAUCUGAUACUUCUACGCCAUGUAAAAAUGAUAAUUUAUGGUUCCUGGAGCAACCAGGACCUAGUGAUAAAAAAUGUGAUGAAGAUUAUUGUACCUAUUCCAGUAGUGAUAAAAAAUUUUUACACGAUCGCGAUAUGGUGAUAAAAAAUAGUAAAGUACACAAAAAGCUUGAGUUUAUUCCCGAUGAAAUUGGCGAAAAUCUCCAUGUAGAAAAUGAUUACACUAUUGAUAAUGAAGAAUAUCUACAAGAUGAAGACAUGACUAUCAAAGAUGAUAAAAUGCUGGAAAAAGUUGAAUUCACUCCUGGCGACGUGGGCAGAAUGUUGAAUAUAGGAAACGCUUUGGAAUUCCCUCGAUCUCUCAGCCAAUCAACUGAUUAUUUAAAACUUGUGACGUUGCAUCUUCCAAUCAUCCUCCGACUCACUGUUAAUUGUCCGUUCAAAAAUGUCAGGAUAAAGUGCAUGGAAAUUCUUCAAAUGAUCAAGGAACACGAGUUAUCAAUUCCCAUACCAACUUACAAUGGACCCAGCGCAUUUAUUCCCAGCACAGAGAUUCCAGACAUCUCUGACCUCGAUGAAAGGACUCACGGGUACUUUGUGGAAACUUUUUUACAGACGACUCGGGUGGAUCAUAUUUCACGAGUAAUGUCAUCGCAUCCUUCGUAUCUAGAUAAUUUUCUUAAAACUCAACAAUUUAUUCUACGGGGUGAUGGUCCACUGCCCUUUGUCUAUCGUCAUUUAAUUGCCAUCAUGGCUGCUGGUAGACAUCAAUGCAGUUAUUUAAUAAAUUUACAAAAAGGGGAAUUUCUUCUUCAAGGCGGUGAUGCCGCUUGGUUACAGGGAUUAAAAUAUAUUCCACAAAAGUUGCAAAAUCUUUAUGACAUAAAUAAAAUUCUUGCGCACAGGCCAUGGUUAUUAACUAAAGCUCACAUAGAGAAAAUGACCAAAGGCACAGACAGUUGGUCUCUUUCUGAACUUGUUCAUGCAAUAGUUUUAUUGGCUCACUUUCAUUCUUUGUCGUCAUUUGUAUUUUCUUGUGGAAUUAAUGAAGAACUUGACUUGGUUGCUAACUGUCAGGGCAAAGAAAAUAUUCAAGCCAAUAGCAAUAAUGUAUCAUCUGCCAAAGAAAAUAUGGUCAAAAGUCCAAAAAAGAUUUCAAGUAGUGAUAGCACGACUGAUAAAGUGCAUUCGCCACCUCCUUCACCAAGUAUAGUCGGUGAACAAGAAGUUGGGGUUGUAACGUUAAUGGAACGAAUGAGAUAUUUGUCGGAAAACUCAAUAUCUACACUUCCACAAGAAGAGCUGUCAAAAAGAUUCAAAUCUGUUGAAACACAAUCUGCUGAACUAGAACCAGCUCAAGAAAGAUCAAGUCCGCCUAUUAAUUCCGACAUUGAACCUUUUGUUAGAGAACCUGAGUACAUAUAUCAAGACUUUGCCAAGCGAGGUCAAGUCAACGAUAUUCCCACGUUCCGAACCCAAGAUUAUUCAUGGGACGUUCAUGGUUUUUCUCUCGUAAGUCGUCUUUAUAACGAAGUGGGAGGACUUUUAGAUGAAAAAUUCAAAACAGCUGCUACUCUUACGUAUUACACGAUGGGUACUCAUGAUAAAGUUGAUACUUCACACUUCAGACGCGCGAUAUGGAAUUAUAUUCAAUGUAUGUUCGGUAUCCGACAUGAUGAUUAUGAUUACAAUGCCGUCAAUCAACUUCUUGAACGCAGUCUGAAGACGUUCAUCAAAAAUGCUGUCUGUUAUCCUGAACGUGUUACGAAGAGAGAUUACGACAGAGUUAUGAAAGAGUUUAAACAUAGUGAGAAGGUUCAUGUGAAUUUGAUGAUUCUUGAAGCCCGUAUGCAAGCAGAAUUACUGUACGCCCUGCGUGCAAUAAUGCAAUUUAUGACCUAAUUAUAAUUUCUACCUGUGUCUACCUGAAAACUGGUCAGUUCGAUUAUUUAAAUAAUAAUGUAUUAUUGCCAAUAGCUUCGAAAUACUUUACACAGUAAAAGCUCUGACGAUCAUUCAAUGUGAAACAAAAACAAAUUACUCAGGUAAUUUUUAACGAAGCUACGCUACAAAGUUGACACAAAUGAUGACAUCAUUUAUCCAUUUUAAAUAUUUAUAGAUAAUAAAUAUUAUUAAGAUUCAGUUUAAUGGAAUUAAAAAUAAAUUUUUGUAUCAUCGAUUAUUAAAUUAUUAAUUUAAGGAUCAUCUCCACAGUAAACUAAAGUCUUUAUAAAAUGAACGUUAAUUCACAUCACGAUUUCUCUUAUCGCAAGACUAUAAAAUUUUGAGAAAUGUAAAAAAAUAAUUUAUAUAAAUUUAAUAUUUAUUUUUUUGAAAUACAAAAAUUUUUUUUAAUUCCAGUAGACCGUAAUUUUUUUUUUAUUUUAACAGUUUGUCUGACAUUUUCUUGUAAUGAUUCAUAUACUUUAUUUAUAAAUAUAUGUUAUUUUACACCCGGGAAAAAUAAUUUAGAUCUACGGAGGGUAAAACUAAAAAAAAUAAUUAUCAAACUGUUAGAAUACAAAAUUUUAUUUAAAAGAUUUCGAGGUUUUGUGGAAAAAAUUUUGGAAAAAUUUUAGGUCUAAGAUCAGUCGAUAUCGAUGUAAAUUUUAAAUUUGAAAAAUUAGAUCUAUGAUCUAAUGAGAUCUCAUUAUUUCUAAAUUAUUUUUUGUUUCUGGGUUGGAUUAAUUUUGAAGGCAGAAUUUAUUAUUGAUAAGAAAAAAUGACAGCAGUCUUUUUUACCCGUGUAAAAAAAAGCCGUUCCAAAAACGCCAUGACAGUGAACUUGAAAAAUUAAGAAAAUUCUGAACAUUUUUGGAAUUUUGAAAAAUUCUUUUUUCAUUUUUUUAGCAAAAAUAAUUUGAGUUGACAAUUUUUUGGGUUUGAAGAAUAAAAAAUAUGAAACGAAUUACUUAGGAAGUAUGAACAUUAGCGACUCAUACGAGAAUUAUUCAGGUAUGAGGCAAAAAAAAAAAAAAAAAAAUGAUUUGAAAAUAUUAUGAAAAUUCUUUUACUUCUAUUAGAACUUUUUGAGAAGCUCAGUUUUUUUGACACUUUUUGACUCGUUCAAAAAUAGUCUAAAAAAUGAGUAACUGGAACUAAUUGUAAACUUUUAAUGAGCUCACAAAAUUAGCAAUUCAAAUUAAUUUCACUUUAAAAAUUCAAAAAAAAACAGAAACCCGUAAGAAAUGUUCGGACUAUUUGAAAAUUUUUCAUACUCGUGAUUAAGUUUACGAUUCAAAAAUUUUUAACUCAAAGUGAAGAAUUUCUCUGGCGGAUCCAAAUUACGGUAAACUAUGGUAAUAACCGUAAUUUACGGUAUGUGGACGAAUUACGGUAUUUAAGGUGAAAAUAUCGCAAUUUACCGUAAAAAUGCCACACUAGAGGUAAAAACGGUAAUUUACGGAAAGUAUGCGGCUUUCUGCGGCAAAAAUGCGGUAUUUUAUGGUAAACGUACAGCAUUUUUGCCGUAAAUUUGCAGUGAGAAUGGUAAUUUACCGUAAAAUAAAGUAUUUUGCUCCCUAGUGGGUCUAAAUUACCGCAAACUACGGCACCAUGCGAUAUUUUUGCGGUAAUUUAUGGUAAACAUGCCGCAUUUUACCGCAAAUUAUGGAAAUGUGUCGUGUUAUGUCGUAAACUUCCACAAAUUACCGUAAAAUAUGGCAAAUUUGCAGUUAAUUGCGGUAAUUUAUGGCAAACACGCGCCAUUCUACGGCCAAACUACGGUAUUUUACGGUAAGCAUACACUAUUUUUACUGUAAAUUCGCAGUAAGAGAAUAGUAAUUUACCGUAAAGUGGAAAAUUUCGCUCCCCAGUGGAUCUGAAUUACGGUAAAAUACGGCAGUGACAUCAAAAUCACGGCAAUGUGUCGUGUUAUGCCGUAAAUUGCCACAACUUACCGUAAAAAAGUGGCAAAUUUGCAGUAAAUUACGGUAUUUUACGGUAAAGUACCGUAAUUCGGACCUGCUAGGGCUGUAAAAAUAAAAAAUCUACGUAGCUUAUGGUCAAAGUCUUAAGAAGUGGUGUAAUUUUACCGCAAUUUACCGUAAACAUUCCGUAAAUUACUUAAUUGUGACAAAAUUACCGUAAAAUUUCCGUAAUUUGCGGGAAAUUUGGUAAAUUACCGUAAAAUUUCCGUAAGUUACUCAAAUUGUGACAAAAUUACUGCAAAAAUGCCGUAAUUUAGGGAAAUUACCGUAAAAAUUCCGUAAUUUACGGGAAAUUUGGUAAAUUACCGCAAAAGUUCCGUAAAUUACUUAAAUUAUGACAAAAUUACUGUAAAAUGACGUAAUUUAUAGGAAAUUUGGUAAAUUGCCGUAAAAAUACCGUAAUUUACGGGAAAUUUGGUAAAUUACUAUAAUUUGGAACUGGUAGGUUGUCUAAAUUUCUCAAAUUCACUGUCGAAAUAAUUGAGGAACGAUUUUUUUUACUACGGUUAUAAAUAUAUUUCAAAUAAAAAAAUUGUUUGAUGCCUUAAAAAGAACAAUGGGGCUCUAACGAAAUUGUAAAUAAAAAAAAUAUGUAUUAUUAAAUUUUUAGCGUAUCCCUAUCAGAAUUUUAUUGAGCUGUUCUUGUCGUGAUUUAUAUUAAUGAUUAAUCAUAAAUUUUAAAUUAAUAAUUAAUCGAUUAAUUCAUUGUAAAUAUGGGAUUUUUUUUCUUUCUUUACAGUGGAUUUAAUGUGUAUAUAAACUAUUUUACGAUGAAUAUUUUUUACUUUACAAUGAGAAAAUUAAUUAAUUCUAAAAAUAAAAAAAAAUCUAUAAGAAAAUAAUAAAUUAUAAAAAUAUCGCAUUUUAAAAAAAUGCAAAAUUAAAUAAGAUUUAGUUAUUAGAAUUUUUUUUCUUCAUAAUCAAACGUUGAACAGCAACAUUGAUAGUUUACACAAAUAAAUUAAAGUAAAUUCGAUAUAUUAUUGCAGUCUGUUAUUAAUAUAAUGAUACUUACUAAAUGAAUCGGAAAAUGAAUACUAAUUAAUAUAUACUGUGAUUGAAAAAACCACCGAAAAUAUAUAAAAUAAUAAUUUCAAAGCAACAGAUCAAUAACGUAGCAGUUCAACGAAUAUCUAUGCCUUUGAUAUUUAAAUUCAUAUAAAUUGAAUACAGAGUAAGAAAGUAUACCUACAUAAAUAUGUAAAGAAAACUAUGAACUCACAGUAAAAAAUAUUGUGUUAAAAUAUGACACUGAAUUUAGUCGAGGUCUAAUAAUUUUUUGAUUUUUGAAAAAAAGAAUACUUUUAAAAAUUGCACUUGUAGUUUUUUUUUAUUUUCUACACGUGCAUUUUUUUUUUUUUUAAUUGAUUUGUUGAAAAAAAAUCAGAUAGUUUCUCAUUGUCUGUUAACUACAGGAUCAUGUAAAAAUCAACACAAUUUGUGUUAAAAACGGUCUGCACAAUCUUUGUAUUAUUUUUUAACACAGACUAUUUGUGUUGAAUUCAAACAGAAAACUUGUGUUAAAAUCUCAUCUCGAAAUUGGGGUAAGACGAGAAGUGAAUGCAACACUUUUUAAAUGUCAGUAGGGGCACAACACGAAUUUUAACUUUUACAUUUUAUUUUUUCACCCUAGUGGAUCCAAAUCACGGUAAAUUGCCGUAUUUGACUACAAAUUUGCCGCAAUUUACGGUAAUUUUCGGCUAAUUUUGGUAGAAUAAGCAACUUACGGUAAUUUACAGUAAUAAAAUACAGUAAUUUACGACAGCUUGUGGUAGCUUACGGUAAUUUACCGCAAUUCCAUCGCACUUUUACCGUAAAAUACCGCUGGGUCGCCGCAAAUUAACGGUGAUUUACAAUACCUUUGUCGUAAAAUACCGUAAUUUACCGCGAAAUGCCGUAACUUUUCGCAAAAUAUUGUAUUUUACCUCAAAAUACUGUAAUUUCGGUAAAGAUACAACAUUUUAUCGUAAUUUUGAACACCGUUAAUUACAUAAAUAUUUAGCAAAUAUAAUUUAUAUAUUAGUUUGAGGUUAUCAUUAGUGAAAACAAUCAUUGUUCAACAUUAAGGUGCCGUGACUGGUUACCCUCGAACAAAAUAACCUAGAUCAAAACAGCCGUAAAACAAAAUAACCUGGAAAAAAAUAGCUUUGUUAUAGUCGUCUCGAUGAAAGCUUGGGAUUUUUUUCCCACCAGUUCUUUCCCCUACUACCAUGAUGUUAGAAUGAGCGCAUGCGCCAUUUGAAUUUGCGCAUGUGCAAAGCUACCAAAACCAAUAUUUGAAAGGUGGGGGAAGAAACUGUGGAGGGGAAAAAAUCCCAAGCCUUUAUAAAAUAACCAGAUCAACAAUAACCUCAAAAAAUUCACAUAGAUCUAUAACGAUAAAAUUUGUACGUGAAGGUUAAUGUUGUUCAGAUUAUUUAGUAGCAAAGUUAUUUUUAUCUAGGUUAUGUUGUUACGAGGAUAUUCUAGUCCAGGUUAUUUUGUCGGGGUAAUUUGUUACGGAACCCAACAUUAACCUAUUUUUUGACAGUUAACAAUGUUCUCAUUAGAGUCAAGAUUUGAAAAAGUCACGUAAUAUUUCAUAGCAGGCAAAUAGUAAAUUAAUUAACUUUAAAAAAAAAAAAAAAAAAAAAAAACACAUUUUUACUUAGCGAAAAAAUAAUUUUAACAUUUCAUCAAAUAAUUCGAAAUUAGAACUAAAUAUUUUUUAUUAGAAUGACAAAAAUUCCAGCUUUUAGUAAACAGUAAAUUUAAUACAUUACUAAUUAAAAUUUUUAGGUUAAAUUGACAUUCAUAAAAUGUAAUUUUCACUUUCAUUUUUUGAAUACUUUUUCCGUGACUAUCGAUUGAGUUUUUAACAUAAAUUUUGUGUUAAUUUUUUCGUAACACUUAAUAAAUGUUGAUAAUUAAAAUUUUCGUACUUUCACACUUCUAAAGUGUUAAACAGUAAAUCGAUUUAAAAAUUUUAAAGUAACACAGUGAACUGUGUUGAUUUAACACAGACCGUUUUUAACACAGAUACACAAUAUUUUUUACCUUACAGUGAUGACUGAUAGAUUGAAUCAUAACACGAAUUAUAAACUGAUACUUUAUAUAAAUUGUGACAUGCGUAUGCGCGCGAAUAAUUAAAUUGCUUUAAAACCUAACUCUACUUAUAAAAAAAUUUCGGGAGCAAAAUAAUCUAUUAUCUAUCAAGAGACCAAUAGUUGACGUUUAAAAGAAACAAUCUUGUCAUUAAUGGAUUAUUAAUUAAAAUUAUCAUCUAGUUGAAUAAAUAAAAUAAAUAUAUGACAUUUAACACGCGGCACAAAGCAUACACACUAUUCGAUAAAUAAAUAAUGCUUGAGAUUUCUUAGCUUCAAUAAACUUAUCGAAUCUUACGUCUUUCAAAUUCAUUAAUAAUAAUUAUAAAAAUUAACAAUUAACAGUUGGAAGGAAAUAAAAUGUUACGAUAUAGUAAAUUUUAUUAGCAAACUCCAAAAAGAAGCUGUGUAACAGAAUAACGACAAAAAAAAACGUUAACACUUUGUAGAUAUAUGUGAAUUAAUUGUUAGGAGUUUGUCUCAUUAUAUAUUGACAUAUCAGACAGAAUUAUGGAUCAGUGACAUUUUGAAUGCUAAUUGUAGAGUUACUUCUUGAGUCUAGAUUACGAAUGACGAAUAUCUAAUAUAUUUAAAUCUUUCGAAAAAAAAUUAUCAUGUAAAUCCGAAACACAGUAUUCAGUGAUCGAAAAUAUGAACCUAUUUAGAUACCAUAUAAUCAUUUUUCUCUGUCCUUUUUUAUUUCAAUUUCGAUGAAUAAAAAAAAAAUAAACUUUUGAUAUUAAAUUUUUAAAACAGAGAAUAUGAGUAAUUGAUUAUAAAUUCGAAUAUUUUUUUAUUUUAUUUGGAAGCUUAUUAUUUAAAUAAUUUAAAUCAUGAAUAUUUAGUAGGAUAAUUAAUAACAUGAUUGAAUAAUUGAAGCGGUUUAUAGACUGGCAUUUUGUUGAAAAAAAAUUAUUCAUCACUUUUUUUAUAUAAUCAUUAGAGACUUCAUUUAUUUUUGUUAUUUUUGAUUUAAUUCAUAUAUAUAUAUAUAUAUAUAUAUAUAUAUAUAUAUAUAUAUUAGGGCUGUGCGAAACCUGUUCAAAUCGAACCGAAUUCUUAAAGAAGAACUUUUACGAAUAAUUUGAAAUUUUCAAAAACUUACAAAUAGUUGGGAAAGUUUCGAACAUCUCGAAUGCUUACAAAUAAUUUGUAGGUAUUAGAAAUAUUCGAAACUUUCCCAAUUAUUUUUAAGUAUUCGAAAUAUUUCGAAUACUUACGAAUAAUUUGUAAAGUUUCGAACUAUUCGAACCUUUACGAGUAAUUCGAAAUUUUUUAAAUAUUUUGAAUACUUACAAGUAAUUGGGAAAGUUUCGAAUAUCUCGAAUACUUAUGAAUAAUUCGGAAGGUUUCAAAUAUCUCAAAUGCUUACGAAUAAUUCUUAAGUAUUCGAAAUAUUCGAACCUUUACGAAUAAUUUGAAAAUUUUCAAAUAUUUUGAACACUUUCAAACAAUCGGGAAAAUUUCGAAUUAUUCGAAUACUUACGAAUAAUUCGGAAGGUUUCAAAUGUCUCAAAUGCUUACGAAUAAUUCGUAGGUAUUCGAAAUAUUUGAAACUUUCCUAAUUAUUUCUAAGUAUUUGAGAUAUUUCGAAUUCUUACGGAUAAUUCGUAAAGUUUCGAAUUAUUCGAACCUUUACGAGUAAUUCGAAUUUUUUUAAAUAUUCCGAAUACUCACAAAUAAUUGGGAAAGUUUCGAACAUUUACGAAUAAUUCGGAAAAUUUCCAAAUAUUCGAAACUUUCCCAAUUAUUUGUAAUUAUUCGAAAUUUUCCGAAUAUUUACGAAUAAUUAGUAAAGUUUCGAAAUAUUCGAACCUCUACGAAUAAUUUGAAAAUUUUCAAAUAUUUUGAACACUUACAAACAAUCGGGAAAAUUUCGAAUUAUUCGAAUACUUACGAAUAAUUCGGAAGGUUUCAAAUAUCUCAAAUGAUUACGAAUAAUUCGUAGGUAUUCGAAAUAUUUGAAACUUUCCUAAUUAUUUGUAAGUAUUUGAGAUAUUUCGAAUGCUUACGGAUAAUUCGUAGAGUUUCGAAAUAUUCGAACCUUUACAAAUAAUUCGAAUUUUUUUAAAUAUUCUGAAUACUCACAAAUAAUUGGGAAAGUUUCGAACAUUUACGAAUAAUUGAAAAAUUUUCAAAUAUUCGAAACUUUCCCAAUUAUUUGUAAUUAUUCAAAAUUUUCCGAAUAUUUACGAAUAAUUAGUAAAGUUUCGAAUUAUUCGAACCUUUACGAAUAAUUCGAAGAUUUUCAAAUAUUUUGAAUACCUACGAAUAAUUGGGAAAGUUUCGAACAUUUACGAAUAAUUCGGAAAAUUUCCAAAUAUUCGAAACUUUCCCAAUUAUUUGUAAUUAUUCGAAAUUUUCCGAAUAAUUAGUAAAGUUUCAAAUUAUUCGAACCUUUACGAAUAAUUCGAAGAUUUUCAAAUAUUUUGAAUACCUACGAAUAAUUGGGAAAGUUUCGAAUAUUUCCGAAUAAUUCAUAAGUUUGAACAAUUUGCACACCCAUAAAAAAAUAUAUAUAUAUUUAUAUAAUUCUACUGAAACAAAUUACGCAUCAUUUAGAUUUUUUUUUUAAUUUAGCCCUUAUAUUAAUAUUACAUUAAUUAUUAUUAUUAUUAAUAAUAUUAUAAUUUUUUAUUUUAAGUAAUUUUUUUUUUUGGUACAAAACAGUCCCUUAUUGGCAGUUUGUCGAGCUCCUGCGGAGAAUUCGCAGGACAUAUUUAUAAUAUAGGAAAUAUGAACAUGAGUACGUGGAUUUAUGGUAACACUUAUAAUAAAUAUGAUAAAUAUAUAUAUAUUUAUUUAUAUUAAGUAAUACCAUAAGACUUCGUGAAAUGAUCUCUUAGAGGGACUGAAUCGACAAAAAAAAACUGUUAUUGCAACACCGAUUUCUUACAUUUGUAGAUUUUUCUUUUAAUUAUCAUAACUACUAUUAAAUAUAUAAAGCAAGUAAUGUUUUUUUUUUCGUUAAUAUUAACGAAAAUUUUAAUAAAAAACUACAAAGACGUGAUUGAAAAACUAAAAGUAAGAAAAAUGAAUAAUGCGUAUCGAUAAAAUAAUAUGAGCGAGUCGUUGAAUUUAAAAUGUCAAAAGUAUAAAUUUAUAAAUCACUAUUAUUUGUAAUAAUUAAUAAGUAUAAUAAUAUAUUAUUAUCACAACUAUGAACGUUAAUAAUGAAGAUAAAUAUUUCAAUGGUGAUUAAAAUACAUUGAUAUAUUAUUUUGCUUAAUGUAAUUAAUAAAUAUAUGAUAUAAAAUAUUAUAUAAAUAAGACACAAUAACAAUAUGUCUGUAGUUAUUUAAAAUACAGACGGAUAAAAAAGAUUGCGUUAAUAUUUUUAUGGGGUCCAUCCAUAUUUAUAUAUUCGAAAUAUUGUUUAAAUAUUUUUUUCUUGUACUUUGUUCUGAGUAAUGAGUGUUUAAUAAUAAUAAAAUACACGGAGAAAUGUCAAGUAAAUAUGCCUAUGCCGCGUAGUAAAGGUUACGUUACUCUACAGUUUAUGUCACGCCGCUCUAAUGUGGCUGCUUACACAAACUAUAGAGAUGUAAUUAUUACUAUUGUCAUCCCAACACGAGAUUGGACCUCGGGUAUCUUCGGUUUUUACUCCCACUCUGUGCGCAUGCGCAGUUCAUAAAUGUUCGGUAGUGGGGGCAAUUUCCGAGGUCUAUUCUCGUACUGGGACCACAAUAUGCUAUAGGCAUCUUUACUUGACACCUCUCCGUGUAAAAACAAAAAAAAAAUGCAUGGAUAAGAAGUAUAAGUCAGAAUGUUAAUUAAAGAUUUGAAAAAAAAUUAGUUUAUUAGACAGUACAC
Messenger RNA from Microplitis mediator, 12077 nucleotides. It is a transcript of the gene Sesn, whose product is annotated as sestrin-3. Gene Ontology annotation, cellular component: nucleus. Gene Ontology annotation, molecular function: oxidoreductase activity, acting on peroxide as acceptor; L-leucine binding. The coding region runs from base 503 to 3154 and encodes 883 amino acids. NCBI's taxonomy places the organism in Eukaryota, Metazoa, Arthropoda, Insecta, Hymenoptera, Braconidae. The record is from RefSeq and is a predicted model, not a curated record. The transcript has 12 exons. Gene Ontology annotation, biological process: regulation of response to reactive oxygen species; negative regulation of TORC1 signaling; cellular response to leucine starvation.